Loxodonta africana (African savanna elephant) is the source of this 4777-nucleotide messenger RNA. RefSeq names its product hypoxia up-regulated 1 (gene HYOU1). Gene Ontology annotation, molecular function: ATP binding; ATP-dependent protein folding chaperone. The transcript has 26 exons. The record is from RefSeq and is a predicted model, not a curated record. The coding region runs from base 318 to 3329 and encodes 1003 amino acids. Gene Ontology annotation, biological process: negative regulation of hypoxia-induced intrinsic apoptotic signaling pathway; endoplasmic reticulum unfolded protein response. Gene Ontology annotation, cellular component: endoplasmic reticulum chaperone complex. NCBI's taxonomy places the organism in Eukaryota, Metazoa, Chordata, Mammalia, Proboscidea, Elephantidae.
GAGAGGCUGACGGUCCCCGUGCUGGGGGAGUGGACGGGGACGCGUUCAGGCUGUGUCCCGGCCUGCCACUCGCUUCGCAGUUCGCCAAUUUGCCGGAUCUUUUACUGUAUCUGGGUAGCUAUGAGUCGAAAUCGACUCGGUAGUAACAGGUUUAGUUUUGGUUUACUGUAAUUGCGCUGGCUAAAGUGCGUAAGAGCUUGGUCCUUCACCUCUUUGAACGUCGGUUUCCUCCUUUAUAAAAGGCGCUGGAUGUGAGGGAUCAAGAUAAAGAAUGUCAUGGGCUUUGUGAACUGGAACCCGCUGGACCUAAGGCCACAAUGGCAGCCACAAUCAGAAGGCAGAGGCCAAGGAGGACAGCUUGUUGGGUCUUGAUGACUGUGCUCUUGGCAGACCUGUUGGCACUGAGUGAUACGCUGGCAGUAAUGUCUGUGGACCUGGGCAGUGAGUCCAUGAAGGUGGCCAUUGUCAAACCUGGAGUGCCCAUGGAAAUUGUCUUGAACAAGGAAUCUCGGAGAAAAACCCCAGUAACUGUAACCCUGAAAGAAAAUGAAAGAUUCUUUGGCGACAGCGCAGCAAGCAUGGCCAUUAAAAACCCAAAGGCUACACUGCGUUACUUCCAGCAGCUCCUGGGGAAGCAGGCAGAUAACCCCCAUGUGGCCCUUUACCGGACCCGUUUCCCAGAGCACGAGCUGGGCGUCGACCCACAGAGGCAGACUGUGCACUUUCAGAUCAGCCCGCAGCUGCAGUUCUCACCUGAGGAGGUGCUGGGCAUGGUUCUCAAUUACUCCCGGUCCCUGGCUGAAGAUUUUGCAGAGCAGCCCAUCAAGGAUGCAGUGAUCACUGUGCCAGCCUUCUUCAACCAGGCCGAGCGCCGAGCCGUGCUGCAGGCCGCUCGCAUGGCUGGCCUCAAAGUGCUGCAGCUCAUCAACGACAACACUGCCACCGCCCUCAGCUACGGUGUCUUCCGCCGGAAAGAUAUCAACACCACUGCCCAGAAUAUCAUGUUCUACGACAUGGGCUCAGGCAGCACCGUGUGCACCAUCGUGGCCUACCAGACAGUGAAAACUAAGGAGGCGGGGAUGCAGCCACAGCUGCAGAUCCGGGGAGUGGGAUUUGACCGCACCCUGGGAGGCCUGGAGAUGGAGCUCAGGCUGCGUGAGCAUCUGGCUGGGCUUUUCAAUGAGCAGCGAAAGGGCCGGAGCUCGAAGGACGUGCGGGAGAACCCCCGUGCCAUGGCCAAACUGCUGCGUGAGGCCAAUCGGCUCAAAACCAUCCUGAGCGCCAAUGUUGACCACAUGGCUCAGAUUGAGGGCUUGUUGGACGAUGUGGACUUCAAAGCAAAAGUGACUCGAGUGGAAUUUGAGGAGUUGUGUGCGGACUUGUUUGAGCGGGUGCCUAGGCCAGUGCUGCAGGCACUCCAGAGUGCCGAGAUGAGUUUGGAUGAGAUUGAGCAGGUGAUCCUGGUGGGUGGGGCCACUCGGGUACCCAAAGUGCAGGAGGUGCUGCUAAAAGCUGUGGGCAAGGAGGAGCUAGGGAAGAAUAUCAACGCAGAUGAAGCAGCCGCAAUGGGAGCUGUGUACCAGGCAGCUGCACUCAGCAAAGCCUUCAAGGUGAAGCCGUUCGUAGUCCGGGAUGCAGUGGUCUACCCCAUCCUGGUGGAGUUCACAAGAGAGAUGGAGGAGGAGCCUGGGGUUCGCAGCCUGAAGCACAACAAGCGCGUGCUCUUCUCUCGAAUGGGGCCCUACCCUCAACGCAAAGUCAUCACCUUUAACCGCUACAGUCAUGAUUUCAACUUCCACAUCAACUACGGGGACCUGGGCUUCCUGGGGCCUGAGGAUCUUCGGGUAUUUGGCUCUCAGAAUCUGACCACAGUGAAGCUAAAAGGUGUGGGUGAGAGCUUCAAGAAGUAUCCCGAUUACGAGUCCAAGGGCAUCAAGGCCCACUUCAACCUGGACGAGAGUGGUGUGCUGAGCCUAGACAGGGUGGAGUCUGUAUUUGAGACUCUGGUGGAGGACAGCCCAGAGGAGGAAUCCACUCUUACCAAGCUCGGCAAUACCAUAUCCAGCCUGUUUGGAGGGGGAACCACAUCAGAUGCCAAAGAAAAUGGUACAGAUACCGUUCAGGAGGAAGAGGAAGGCCCUGCUGAGGGGAGCAAGGAUGAGCCUGGGGAGCAGGCAGAGCUCAAGGAAGAAGCUGAGACCCCAUCGCAGGAUACCUCUCAGCCCCCACCCCCUGAGCCUAAGGAGGACGCAGCUCCUGAUGGAGAAAAGGCUGCAGGAAAAGAAAAUGGGGAGAAGUCUGAGGCCCAGAAGCCAAGCGAGAAGGGGGAGGCAGGACCUGAAGGUGCCCCUCCAGCCGCUGAGGAAGAAAAGAAGCAGAAACCUGCCCGGAAGCAGAGAACUGUGGAGGAGAUUGGGGUGGAGCUGUCUGUUCUGGAUCUACCCGACUUGCCAGAGGAGGAGCUGGCUCGUUCGAUGCAGAAACUCCAGGACUUGACAGUCCGAGACCUAGAGAAGCAGGAACGGGAGAAAGCUGCCAACAGCUUGGAAGCUUUCAUCUUUGAGACCCAGGACAAGCUCUACCAGCCCGAGUACCAGGAGGUGUCCACUGAGGAGCAGCGUGAGGAGAUCUCUGGGAAACUCAGCGCCGCUUCCACCUGGCUGGAGGAUGAGGGCUUUGGGGCCACCACAGCGAUGUUGAAGGAGAAGCUGGCUGAGCUGAGGAAGCUGUGCCACGGGCUGUUUUUCCGGGUGGAAGAGCGCAAGAAGUGGCCUGAACGGCUCUCUGCCCUCGAUAACCUCCUGAACCAUUCCAGCAUGUUCCUCAAGGGGGCCCGGCUCAUCCCAGAGAUGGACCAGAUCUUCACUGAGGUGGAGAUGGCAACGUUAGAGAAAGUCAUCAAUGAGACCUGGGCCUGGAAGAACACAACCAUGGCCGAGCAAGCCAAGCUCCUCGCCACAGAGAAGCCUGUGUUGCUCUCAAAAGACAUUGAGGCCAAGAUGAUGGCCCUGGACCGGGAGGUGCAGUAUCUGCUCAAUAAGGCCAAGUUUGCCAAGCCCCGGCCCCGGCCCAAGGACAAGAAUGGGACCCGGGCAGAGCCCCCCCUCAAUGCCAGUGCCGGUGAUCAGGGGGACAAGGCCAUCCCUCCGCCAGGUGAGCCUGAGGAUGCAAAGCCCAUUUCAGAACCUGAGGCAGUACAGACUGCAGGAUCUGAACCGACAGAUGCUGAGCCCCUGGAGUUAGGUGGUCCUGGAUCAGAAUCUGAGCAGAAAGAGCAGCCUGCAGAACAGAAGCGGCCUUCGAAGAACUCGAAGAACGAUGAACUAUAACCCCACCUCUCCCGCUCCCCCGUCUUCCCCACCCCCUUCUCCCACCGCCUCUAUUUAUUACAUGCCGAGGGUGGGGGAGGGGUUGGUCUUGCCCCCAGGGGCUCAGUUCCUUCCCUGGCACCUACAGCUGCAGGCUGGAGAAGGGAAAGGAAAGGGCAGCCCACCGUUCUUUCUGGAGUACUUCUGUGGUUGAAACUGCAACUCUCUCAUCCCUGCUCCCACCCCCGGCUCCCUCCCAUCCAGGCCCUAACUUUGGGGAAAAUCACUAUUAUGUCUUUAUUCUCUGCUAGUGGGUAGGUGAGAGAAUGGCAGGCAGUGUUUGAUUGAGACCUCAGAGUGGGAGGGAUGUCGUGGGAUGGUGGAGAGUCUCCCGUCUUCUCUGGCCAUUCUUCCCUCCCUCCUCCUCUUCCACUGCUAAAUCAGUGUCCCAUACCUGCUUGGCAAGGGGCCUGUGAGGAGCCAGUGUCUACAGAAUUCUGGUUACCAGGUUUGGUUUCUGAGUACGUAUCUCUGCCCUCUUCUCCCUCCAAGGUCUUCUCCUUCCUUGGAAAAGCCCCUGCCCCCCAUCUGGCUCCUCUCCUCAUGAGUUUCCUUGGCUUUUGUGCAAGUUGGGCAGCUGUUUGCCCCUUGCCAGAUAUCAUCCGACUGGCUGGAGUAAAUCUAGAUCCAUUCCAGCCCACACGCUAGACCCCCUAGUGGCCAGAGUAGGCAGGGACAAAGUGAAGAAGAGAAUCCAGCCACCUAGCCAGGAAGUGAGAGGUAGGAAAGCCCUGUAGCUGCCACCUGUGGACUGUGGGGCCCAGGACAGCGGUGUGGAUGACUGGCAUGGGGCACCAGCAUCCUGCAGGCACCCUCAAAACUGGCAUCUUCCCAGUAGCCUGGUAUCCUGGGUCUCUAUGAACCAACUGUCGCCUUUGCUCUCUUGCUAUUCUGUUCCUCCCAGACAGAGCCUUUCCCUCACCACCCUGGGCUGACCAAAAUGUGCUUUCUACUGUGAGCCCCUAUCCCAAGACCCUGGGGAAAGGAGAGACCUCGGUGUGAAUGUAGAAAUGCCACCUGGGUCUCUCUCUGAGGCAGACCUUGCGGUGAAGUAAGAGGGUGAGGGCAGGCCUUGUGGCGUGCGUUGCUCUGCUAGAAGGGUGGGCCCCGUACCCACCAGGACUUACGCCCAAGGAGCCUGUCCUCCAGUAUUCCGUCUGCCAGGAGCCAGGGCUGCCACCCCAGUUACCAGGGCAAGGGGGUCCUGGUAGUGUCUGUCUUAUUCUGCCCCCCCCUUUUUUUUUUGCCACAUUGGCGAAAUGGGACCUAAGGGUCCUACCCCCACCCCUUCUUCUGUGUGUUUGAGUUCUUUCACUAGCAGUUGAGGCUGGUUGGACAGGUUUGAGUCAAAUUGUACUUUGCUCCAUUGUUAAUUGAGAAACUGUUUCAAUAAAAUAUUCUUUUCUACA